CGGUACUUGGUAGUGAACAACCGAGUUUUUUUGUUUACAAAUCUUAACCUCAAUUUAAAUGUCAUUCUUUUAUCGUCAGCUUAGUUUACCUAUCAAUUUAUUUAGAAAAUACCGCAUUAGUAAAGAUAAUUGUUACUGACAAAUUUGGUGAUACUAACGAAUUUUACAUCACAGUUUCCAAGAUAAAAGAAUUAUUGAUAUGUAAAAUAACAUCUAGGGCUCGAGCCUAAGCCCUACUGUGUAUAGUCACUUUUAAAGGAAUAUAUCUCUUCCCAAAAGAAAUAUUAUGUCUCAAAAUAUUCUGCAAGAUUAUGCUGAAGAGGUCAGUAAAUUGAGGAGCCUUGGCAGGGAAAUGGAAUUGACAGAAGACCAAAUAAACCAGGUGAUUGAGGAUUCAUUCCAUUUCCUGGAGACUGAAGAGCAUCCGGCUCGGCCUGAAUGCCCUGCACCACACUCGGCUCGCCGAGUCUGGUUGACAUCUCUGAUACUAUGUGUACUACUGGUGGUCUCGGCCAGCAUGCUCCAGAGAUCCUCAUUGUUUGGCUACAGGAAAACAAUUAACAAUUAUAUAGAACGGAACGUCCAGGAGAUGAUUUACCCGAGCAUGAAGUUGUUUCGGAAGAUAAUGCUGCCAGUUGUCAACCACUUUCCAUCAGUUACAGCAUGGUACGAUGAGACUUGCUUGGUUGGCAACCCUUACUUCCAAGUGUCUGACAUGGAAUGUUGGCCCUGCGAGGGAGUGCGCAGUGUUCUCAACCUAACCGGCAGCACACUCAAUCAUGACAGCUGCCAUUCUGGCCUUCCUUUCGUUUACAGGGAUGAAGCUGUAAACGAAGUGAACUAUGGCAGACUGCGGACUACUUACUUAGAGAACAGAGCCAUGUUCGACCGAGAUGCCCUAAGAGUGAUAUCACCAGGCCCUUGGCAGACCAUCGCUGACGUUCUGGAAAACGAGCAGUUCGAGCCAACAUAUUAUGCGGAUUCUCAUAUUGUCUGGAGACUUAAUCGGCUAGAACCAACAAGAGCUGUGCGCCGUUUGUUUGGUUCUCCCCAACAGGUGCCUCCUUACACCACUGGUUCUACUCCUGAGAAAUACGUGAUACUAGACGAGGCAAAAGCUGCUCCUUAUCCUCUGCCCACAACAGAGGGUUCCACGGUGUUUGUGGUGCAAGGAAGUGGAGCGAGGAUGGUGGUGCUGUCCCCGGCACCCGAGUGCAAGCACUACUGUCACCGUGUCUCAAUUGUGCUGCAACCUCAUCAUAUCCUGUGGUACAACUGGUGGUAUUGGAGAGCUUCAAGCUUUCCUCUGGUGGUCAACACUGAACUUAGUAUCUCGUAUGUUGGCUCCUUCUUCUAGAUUAUACACAUGUUCACUUAUUAGAUUUAGGUUUUAUAUUUUUAUAUUUCUAGUCAUGUUUUAUAAAAUUUGAUUCCAGUAUUAAAGAAUUUAAUUAUA
Messenger RNA from Homalodisca vitripennis (glassy-winged sharpshooter), 1456 nucleotides. RefSeq lists its product as uncharacterized. The transcript has 7 exons. NCBI's taxonomy places the organism in Eukaryota, Metazoa, Arthropoda, Insecta, Hemiptera, Cicadellidae. The record is from RefSeq and is a predicted model, not a curated record. The coding region runs from base 287 to 1357 and encodes 356 amino acids.